AUAAAAAUAAUUCAGGUUUAGCUCCAAAUUUUGCAAUUCUUUUACGAAAUGCCAAUGCAAAUAUUUAAUCUCCUCAAUAACAUGCAAAUAGAGAAAUUUAACCAACUUUAUGGAUUUCUGUAUGAAAAGCAUCAGAUCUGUGUGUUCCAGUGAAAACAUGAAAUGAUCUGAUGUUUUGAAUGCUAGUGAUGUUUAUAUAUUCAAACAGAAAUAACACACGCUCAUGUAAUGGACAUAUGUCACAUUUUAUUAUUCUCUCUAACCACAAAUUAUAUUUGGAGCAUUUGACUUGGACAAUAAACUUUUUUGAAUAAUGUAAUUGUUCUAAAUCUGUUUAUUAAAUACCGGUUAGGCUCUUAAUUGAAUUACUAUUAUCAAUAAGUUUGCAGAUGAAUACAGUGAAAUCAAUAUUUCAGGUUUACAAUCAUGUAAUUUUCACAAAGUCGAAACUGAACAAUUUUGUUAACAAUAGAUACGAAUGCUAAUAAAUGAAUAAGCCUUCUAAACGCAUAUCAGAAGUGCUUUCAGUUGUACUUUAAAGUAAUGUCGUAUAUUAGAGUCCUUUUGUGUGCAUUUAAAGUCUUCAUGUGGUGUUUGUUUAAGUGUGCUUCUCCUUUAAAUGCGCGCUCCGAAGGGAGGGGGGUGAAGCGCUGUCGUGAACGCGCUCGCAGAGGAAUCCCGGAUCCUGGAGUCGGACCUUCAGCCACGUCACACACCUCAGUGAGAGAGAGAGAGAGAGAGAGAGAGAGAGAGAGAGAGAGAGCUGCAGAGAAACAUAACACAUAUGAUUUUCUAACAUUAUAAUUAUGAUGUGAAAUGACAGACGUGCAGAUUUAAUAUCGAUUGUGUGAACGUGACGCGCAUGCGCUGCACAGCAAACAUCUGAUCUGAUCUGAGAACAGCUGCACAACUCUUCUGAUUCAUCUUCUGUUGUUUUUAUUUGGAUUAUUCAUCGAUAAAAUGAACAUCUUCCGUCUGUCAGGAGAUGUUUGUCAUCUGGUGGCGAUUAUUAUUCUCUUCCUGAAGAUCUGGAAAUCCAAAUCAUGCGCAGGUAUAUCAGGGAAGUCUCAAGUGUUGUUUGCUGUGGUCUUCACCACCAGAUACCUGGACCUGUUCACCUCCUUCAUCUCCCUCUAUAACACUGUCAUGAAGGUGGUGUAUUUGGCUUUGGCGUAUGCCACCGUCAGUCUGAUCUACUUGCGCUUCAGGAGCACGUUUGACUCUGAGAGCGACUCGUUCAGGGUGGAGUUUCUUCUGGUUCCUGUAGCCGGUCUGUCAUUCCUGGAGAACUACGCCUUCACUCCUCUGGAGAUUCUGUGGACGUUCUCCAUCUAUCUGGAGUCUGUGGCGAUUCUUCCUCAGUUGUUCAUGAUCACAAAGACGGGUGAAGCCGCGUCCAUCACCACACACUAUCUGUUCUUUCUGGGUCUGUAUCGAGCGCUUUAUCUGGGGAACUGGCUGUGGCGUUAUCACGUGGAGGAAUUCUUCGAUCAGAUCGCUGUGGUGUCCGGUGUGGUUCAGACCAUCUUCUACUGUGAUUUCUUCUAUCUGUACUUCACCAGAGUGAUCAGAGGAAGUGGAAAGAUGUCUCUGCCAAUGCCAGUGUGAGAUUUUGGAGCAGACUGUUAGGCCACACCUCCAUCAUGACAUCACCGCCCGCCGCUGUCUUCCUCUAUGAUGAUGUUUUGUUGUAGUGGGAUUGUGCCUUAUGUGACCGGACGACUGCUGGACGCACAUUUUACACGUCUGAUGCCUUAAUCUUUAGAUUCAUGAAGACUAUGUGUGUGUCUGUUUGUGUGUGUCUGUGUGAGUGUCUGUCUGUGCAUGUGUGUCUUUGUGAGGGUCUGUGUGUGUGAGAGAGGUUCUGUUUUUGUGUGUGUGCAUGUGUCUGUCAGUGUGUGUGUGUGUGUGUGUGUGGGUCUGCGUGUGUGUGUUGUGUCUGUCAGUGUGUGUGUGUGUGGGUCUGCGCGUGUGUGUGUUGUGUCUGUCAGUGUGUGUGUGUGUGUGUGUGUGGGUCUGCGUGUGUGUGUUGUGUCUGUCAGUGUGUGUGUGUGUGGGUCUGCGCGUGUGUGUGUUGUGUCUGUCAGUGUGUGUGUGUGUGUGUGUGUGUGUGUGUGGGUCUGCGUGUGUGUGUGUGUUGUGUCUGUCAGUGUGUGUGUGUGUGUGGGUCUGCGCGUGUGUGUGUAGUGUCUGUCAGUGUGUGUGUGUGUGGAUCUGCGUGUGUCUGUUUGUAUGCGUGUGUGUGUGUGCGCCCACGCGUGUAUGUCUUUUUGUCUGUCUGUUUGUGUGAUAUGUGAUGUGUGAAACACUUCUCAUGUUGUUGUAUUACACUUUUUCUUGGUGUUUUUCAGUAGUUCAUGUGUGAUUUUCUCAUGAUGUGUUUUGUGGGUCUGGCAAUAUUGUAUUUGAGUCAUUUUUUUAAAGAAUCUGAUUAAAGUCUCAUUUUAACAAAGUGAGUUUUAUAAAACAUGUCAAUAAAGAGAGAGAUUGUGACGUC
This is a messenger RNA of Triplophysa dalaica, 2497 nucleotides long. RefSeq names its product ER lumen protein-retaining receptor 3. The record is from RefSeq and is a predicted model, not a curated record. Bases 961 to 1608 code for a protein of 215 amino acids. Gene Ontology annotation, molecular function: ER lumen protein retrieval receptor activity. Lineage: Eukaryota; Metazoa; Chordata; Actinopteri; Cypriniformes; Nemacheilidae. Gene Ontology annotation, biological process: protein retention in ER lumen; endoplasmic reticulum to Golgi vesicle-mediated transport. The transcript is spliced from 5 exons. Gene Ontology annotation, cellular component: cis-Golgi network; membrane; endoplasmic reticulum.